Pangasianodon hypophthalmus (striped catfish) is the source of this 4353-nucleotide messenger RNA. It is a transcript of the gene ptpn11a, whose product is annotated as protein tyrosine phosphatase non-receptor type 11a. Lineage: Eukaryota; Metazoa; Chordata; Actinopteri; Siluriformes; Pangasiidae. The transcript is spliced from 16 exons. Bases 216 to 2000 code for a protein of 594 amino acids. Gene Ontology annotation, biological process: protein dephosphorylation. Gene Ontology annotation, molecular function: protein tyrosine phosphatase activity. The record is from RefSeq and is a predicted model, not a curated record.
CGAAAGGUCUCCGAUGCUGAGGCCUAGCUACCGAGUUUUGUUCCUCGGACUAUUUUUGUAUGUGGUCAUUUAUUUAAACAUGUUUUGAGCGGGCCUUUUCCUUAUGCCGGUUUUUUGCCAGAGAAAAGCAGCGGGGUUUUCGGCGCAGUCGCUUGCCUUGAGAGGAAAUUAAAUCUGAAGCGAGUAUCCGGAGUGAGGAAACAAGGCUUGGAAAGAUGACAUCUCGGAGGUGGUUCCACCCCAACAUCACCGGUGUGGAGGCUGAGAACCUUCUGCUGACGCGUGGCGUGGACGGAAGCUUUCUGGCCCGACCGAGUAAAAGCAACCCGGGUGAUUUCACCCUGUCCGUCAGGCGAAAUGGAGCAGUCACCCACAUUAAGAUCCAGAACACGGGGGACUACUACGACCUGUACGGAGGAGAGAAAUUUGCCACGUUGGCUGAGCUGGUGCAGUUUUACAUGGAGCACCACGGGCAGCUAAAGGAGAAGAACGGUGAUGUGAUCGAGCUCAAGUACCCACUCAACUGCGCUGACCCGACGUCAGAGAGGUGGUUUCAUGGUCACCUUUCGGGCCGUGAAGCCGAGAAGCUGCUGACGGAGAAAGGCAAGAACGGCAGCUUCUUGGUCAGAGAGAGCCAGAGUCACCCUGGGGAUUUUGUACUCUCCGUGCGAACCGGCGAUGACAAAACAGACAGCACCGACAGCAAACCCAAAGUCACCCAUGUCAUGAUUCGCUGCCAGCAUGAUAUGAAGUAUGAUGUUGGUGGAGGGGAGAAGUUUGACUCCCUGACAGACCUGGUGGAACACUACAAGAAAAACCCCAUGGUGGAAACACUAGGCACCGUGCUUCAGCUCAAACAGCCUCUCAACACGACACGCAUUAACGCAGCCGAGAUCGAGAGCAGAGUGCGGGAGCUCAGCAAGCCAGCUGAGGCCACUGAUAAGGUCAAACAGGGCUUCUGGGAAGAGUUCGAGACACUUCAACAGCAGGAGUGCAAGCUGCUGUACAGUCGCAAAGAGGGCCAACGCGCUGAGAACAAGAACAAGAACAGAUACAAAAACAUCCUUCCCUUCGACCACACGCGAGUAGUCCUCAACGAUGGCGACACAAACGAGCCGGGCUCUGAUUACAUCAACGCUAACAUUAUCAUGCCGGAGUUAGAGUCGAAGUGCAACAACGCCAGAUUAAAGAAAAGCUACAUCGCCACGCAGGGCUGCCUGCAGAACACAAUAAGCGACUUCUGGAGGAUGGUGUUUCAGGAAAACUCUCGUGUCAUUGUUAUGACGACUAAAGAGGUUGAAAGGAGCAAGAGUAAGUGUGUGAAGUACUGGCCGGACGUGUCGGCGCUAAAGGAAUACGGUGCCAUGCGCGUGCGCAACGUCAAGGAGACGUCAGCCCAUGAUUACAUCCUGCGAGAGCUGAAGCUUUCGAAAGUCGGACAGGGAAACACAGAGCGCACUGUUUGGCAGUACCAUUUCCGUGCCUGGCCCGAUCAUGGCGUGCCCACCGAUCCCGGUGGUGUGCUGGACUUCCUGGAGGAAGUCAAACUGAAGCAAGAGGGCAUUCUGGAGGCUGGCCCCAUCGUGGUGCACUGCAGUGCCGGGAUUGGACGAACCGGGACAUUUAUUGUGAUUGACAUCUUAAUAGACAUCAUCAGAGAAAAAGGAGUGGACUGUGAUAUUGAUGUGCCCAAGACGAUCCAGAUGGUGCGGUCACAACGCUCAGGAAUGGUGCAGACUGAGGCCCAGUACCGCUUCAUCUACAUGGCAGUUCAGCAUUACAUAGAGACACUGCAGCGCCGCAUAGAGGAGGAGCAGAAAAGCAAAAUCAAAGGACGAGAGUACACCAAUAUUAAGUACUCACUGACGGAUCUGAGCGGAGGGGACCAGAGCCCGCUUCCUCCCUGCACCCCUACGCCAACUUGUGCUGAUAUGCGGGAGGACAGCUCCAGAGUGUAUGAGAAUGUGGGUCUGAUGCAGCAGCAGAAGAGUCACAGAUGAGGCUCCGACUACAGCACUGUCCAACUCACAGCAACCAUUUUUCCUUAUCGCCAGCCGCACCUGAAUGCCUGAAAUGUGAUCACUGCUCCACGGAAAGACGAAAAUAAAAUGUAUGAAAAUGAAUUUAAAAAAAAAAAAAGAAAAGAAAACGGAGACCAGUCUGUAUGGGAGAGAUGUGGAUGGAGUAAAUUCCUUUCUCCUCCCUGCAAAGCAGCCUUUUUUUUUUUUUUCCCCCUCCCCCCCAUGCUAAGAAACCACUGUGAACAUCAUGAAGCCUUACUCGUGACGAUGGAGACGAGAGCGAGAGAGCGAGAGAAAGAGAAAGAGAGAGAGAGAGCCCCUGCGUAAACGAACUGAUCCGCUGUGGAGUUCUCCGCAAUCCAUUCAGGCUGCAGUUAGCAAAAUGUAGAAAAGAGCUUUAGCUGUCUUGUCCUUGUUUUUCUGUCUUUUUUUUUUUUUUUUCUUUUUCUUUUUCAUUUUUGCUCGUCUUUUUUUCUUUUACCAAAGCAAGAUUAUAUUAGAAUUAUUCAGAGAAUUAUGUAAGAACGUGAAAAGGCCUGUGAUUGACACACAGCCUUAACUAGCCAUACAUGGUCUCUUUAUUCUCAUAGAGAUUUGGGCACGAGGUAAAAGAUUCACAGGGAAAUUCUUCCUCAGAGCCCUAGCUGAUCGGCGUGCUUGUUUUUUUUUUUUUUUUUUUUUUUUUCUUUUUCUUUUUCUUCUCCCCCCUUCAUCAAAGAUAUAGCUGUGUCCCACUUCAAUACGCCCUACUUACAGUGUAGCGCUUACUUUUAAGGGAAGAAAGAGGUAAACGCCUACUCUUUCGGGAGACUCAAUCCAAAAAUCCAGCACAUCUCAUUUGUCCCUUGACCCGUGGAUUUCUAGGAUUGGAUAUUUUUAAACAGCCCCAUCCUGGUUGUGUCAAAGUUACUGAAUCAUUGUUGGUCUAACUUUUUUUUAUCAUCUGUCAUUUUUUUUUUUUUUUUUUUAAAAAAAACAACGUGCCUUUUUUGUUUGCCUUUUUAAUAAAUUGCCUGUUAUGUACGUAUGUAUGAGCACCAUAAGAACUCAAUUUCCGAGUCCUUGUUGAAAACACAACAUGACUGCAUGUUCAGAGGAUUUUGAGGUCCUCUCUGAUGAAAAAUCCUCGACUUUUUUUUUUUUUUUUCUCGAUGGGAAUGUUUCUUUAUGCGGUCAUCUGCUUACGGUGUGUAUUCUUGCAGGUAUGUCUGUCGAAUUUGUACUAUUUUUAUUUUACUUUUCCAGCAGACCGUCUGUUACUGUCUUUACUUCUUCGACUAUACCAAACUCUUCUCCAAUCUGUCUGGAUUUAUAUGUUGUCAACAGUAUUUCUCGUUUUGAAAUUAAAUUCCCAUUGUUUUUGUUAUUUAAUGUAUUAUUCCACACACGGUUUAAAGCGUUUCUUUCAUCCUUCUUGCCUCAGCAUUUCAAAAUUGUGAAGCGUGUCUCUUAAUCAACCGCCCCCCACUGCUCUUAUCAUUUAUAUUUUUCACUAGUUCUCUUCAGACACUUAUGAAUGUAGUUCUGCCAUUUGAAUUAUGUUCAUAAUUACAAUACUAAUCUUUUCUGUUAAUACCUUUACAUGGCCUUAGACGAAGCUAAGUGUUCUGUUUUCUCACAGGUGAGGAUCGCCCAGAUGUUCAGGGCUCGUAAUCUGUAAACUGUUCUGCAUCCAUUUAUUGUACUUGUGUGUGUGUGUGUGUGUGUGUGUGUGUGUGUGUGUGUGUGUGUGUGUGUGUGUGUGUUGCUUCUGGUGUUGUAUGUAAGUGUGAUAGGGUCAUGUGUUUUCCUGAGAAACUGCUGAUAAGCUUUCAGCUCCUUGAUGCCUAAUUUUUUUUAAUAUUAUUUUUAAAAAUGUAAAAAAAAACAAUUUUUGAGCCCAUGCACACCUUUGUGGUCUAUCAUUUGGUUUCGUCUGUGCACUUACUAACGUCUUUGGGUACACACACACAUUGACACUUGUCUUUGAGGAGCUCCAUGUCUAGUUCCAGAUCUUUUUAGAUUCAUCACCAUGAAAAGUCCGACUCAUGGCCCCAGAACAUGCAAAUGUGAAUUUUUGUCAUCCUGAAGAGAGUAAAUGGGAAAUGAAUUCAAUGCAAACAAACUAUAUUUUUGAACUUGUAUAUUGUACAUGAAUCUUGUAGAGGAGAAUGUACUUACUAAACAUAUCUAAAUGCCAAUAAAAUAUACUGUAUGUUUAACCCAGCAACUUUUCUCGUGGCAGAAUGUGAGCCCUGCCGAAGCUAAUAGAGGUUAUUGUGUUGUCUGGCUAUCAAUGCAAUUAACCGUUUAUCAGUUUGUCUAUAACAAUAAACAACAAGCUCAUAUCUUG